Molecule: messenger RNA, 1778 nt
Organism: Peromyscus leucopus (white-footed mouse)
Lineage: Eukaryota; Metazoa; Chordata; Mammalia; Rodentia; Cricetidae
Gene: Upk1b
Product: uroplakin 1B
Exons: 8
Coding region: 160-942 (260 amino acids)
Cellular component (GO): membrane
Source: RefSeq, a predicted model, not a curated record
AGACCACCCUUCCGUGGGACUGGAGCUCCAGAGAACGCAGUAGGGUAGAAAAGCACCUUGGGCUGCUGUGCACCGCAGAGUGAGUCGGUGCAGCCCAGGGUCGGGAGGAGAAGGGAGAAGAGACCACCGGCAGCCACUAUCUUGUGGGAACUCCUGAAGAUGGCCAAAGAUGAUUCCACUGUCCGCUGCUUCCAGGGCCUGCUGAUUUUUGGACAUGUGAUUGUUGGUAUGUGUGGCAUCGCCCUGACGGCAGAGUGUAUCUUCUUUGUAUCCGACCAACACAGUCUCUACCCACUGCUUGAAGCCACCAACAAUGAUGAUAUCUACGGGGCAGCUUGGAUAGGGAUGUUUGUGGGCAUCUGCCUCUUCUGCUUGUCUGUUCUAGCCAUUGUAGGAAUUAUGAAGUCCAGCAGGAAAAUCCUCUUGGCGUACUUCAUUAUGAUGUUCAUAGUGUAUGGUUUUGAAGUGGCAUCUUGUAUCACAGCAGCGACACAGCGAGACUUUUUCACAACCAACCUCUUCCUGAAGCAGAUGCUGGUGAGGUAUCAAAACAACAGCCCCCCAACCAAUGAUGAUGAGUGGAAAAACGCCGGCGUGACCAAGACCUGGGAUAGGCUCAUGCUGCAGGACCACUGCUGUGGUGUAAAUGGUCCAUCAGACUGGCAGAAAUACACCUCUGCCUUCCGGGUGAAGAAUAACGAUGCUGACUUUCCCUGGCCUCGGCAGUGCUGUGUCAUGAACAAAGUUAUGGAGCCUGUCAACCUGGACGCUUGCAAACUCGGAGUGCCGGGUUAUUACCACAGUCAGGGCUGCUAUGAACUGAUCUCUGGACCAAUGAAUCGGCAUGCCUGGGGAGUUGCCUGGUUUGGAUUUGCCAUCCUCUGCUGGACUUUUUGGGUUCUCCUGGGUACCAUGUUCUACUGGAGCAGAAUUGAGUAUUAAGCACACAGUGUCUCCGCCAUACCUCCCUCCUCCGGUGACUCUGGAUUUGGUGCUGGAACCCGCUGCUUCGUCACAUGCCUUCUGUGUGCUCCAUGGCGACAGAUGCUUUUCUCACUCAAAUGCCAGUUCAGGUAGAAUGGGCUUCCUUUAGACUCUCAGGCUGCUGCAGUCCUCAGCAGAAAUAUUUCUCAUCCUUGGCUAACAUUCUGCAACAUAUUUAUGUACUAUGAGACAGAAAAUUUGGAGAGUGGAGAUGACUCUCAUUCCUGCUCAUGUUUAAUGUGGGGGCACAAUGACAUUCGAGGGAACCUGCCUUACCAUCAUAAGCUCUGUCUGCAUUUAAUAGCAAACUCAAGAAACAGGGAGCCUGUAUCUCUUACUAUUUUCUUCGACCUUGCAAGGGUUUUGCUUGUCACAGUGUGGACUGGAGGUGGGGGGGAAUUGCAGAGCUGCGCCUCUGCUUCUGUCUACACUGGUGGUGCUCCUGACACACCCACCACCUUUGGAUACUUUUUAUUCUCUGGGAUGAUCCUUGAUUUUCAUUUAAUAAGCGUUUCCGACUUCCUCUCCUGCCCUGUGGAGUGACGUGCGUUUAGCAACUUCAUUCUCGGUUAAUUGAAAGUAUAUAAACGUUAGGGACAUGGACACUGCCCAUUUCACACCAGCUCAGUCUUUGCCCUCCACGGUUUCAACGUGGCGAUCCAAGCCAGCUAUUAGAGCAGGUGAUUUAUAGGACUUUUGUUUGCUGUCAAAAUAGUUUGAUCCUGCAGGAAGUCCUGACAACUCACCAUUGUUUGCUUAACAAGAGGCCCAUAAAAUAUGCCCACUUCCUCUGA